Molecule: messenger RNA, 5000 nt
Organism: Sinocyclocheilus rhinocerous
Lineage: Eukaryota; Metazoa; Chordata; Actinopteri; Cypriniformes; Cyprinidae
Product: mannosyl-oligosaccharide 1,2-alpha-mannosidase IB-like
Exons: 15
Coding region: 1057-3024 (655 amino acids)
Biological process (GO): carbohydrate metabolic process; mannose trimming involved in glycoprotein ERAD pathway
Cellular component (GO): Golgi membrane; extracellular exosome; endoplasmic reticulum
Molecular function (GO): mannosyl-oligosaccharide 1,2-alpha-mannosidase activity; calcium ion binding
Source: RefSeq, a predicted model, not a curated record
ACUCGUACUUGCGCGACGCUCCCUGGUUUUACCAAACGGCAGCUGACUGGAUGUUGGAGGACUGAGAGGAGGAGUAGCUGUUGCAGUAACAACAUCCUGGAUAUUGGAGCCUGGCGGCGCACACGGCUACAGAAGUAAAGGAGGAACGAAGACGUAAGGGAGGCGGCGGUGGUAACGUAAUCUCAAACGCUUCAGUGUAUAGAAGCAGGGACAUGAACGUGAACUUGGCAACUUUCAGGCAUUAAUUGUGGAUUUAUGGUCUAUGGCGCCGAUUUAUCCCGAGGCACCGACAAGGUGAUGCAGCAGCGGCAGGACGGGAUCAGUCCGCUACACGGCUGCCAGCUGAAUGCCUUUACUGGAGGAAAAAGGCGCAGCACACGUCCAGCGCAGGCCGGCUUGAUCUUUUAUUAAAAUAGGACAGUAUGUAGAGAGAAUCACCCAGCAGCUGGGAAACACCCGUGGUUUACUUUCAUUAUUGAAUCGGCUCUCGAUAUCGCUCUCCAGAGACGCUGCCACGGCAUCAAGCGGAUCAGGCCUGUGCUGAAGUACCGUGCGCGCUUCGCGAUAUUUACCGUUGAAAGCGCACAAAUGUGACGGGAACUUUUAUCGUUAACACGCCUAACGAAAGCACCUAGUGCUUGUAACAUUGUGUUUACUAUCCGCUUGGCCAGUUUUCGUUGUUUACAUAGGUUGCGAUACUGUUUUGUCUUAUCAAACUGUUUUCCCCUAUCGAUAACAGAUCAUUGUAUUGCUAGUUUAAGAUAAACAAUACGCCUAACCGGCGGUGAGGGUGGACUCGCCGUUUAUCGUGAAGAUAACGACUCGACACAAACCGUCUUGCCCCAGAGAAGCUUUUGGAUCAAAGCGAGAUUCAUGGAUCAGAAUGAUAAAAAGACCCUCACGAACAAGUGGAAACAGUUGUGAUCUACAGGACAACUCCAUUUCUAAGAGAUAAGCAGACAUUUGGCAGUAAAGCUCCGCAAUGAGAUAAUAGUGUGGCUUACACAAAAACGACCUUGACACUUAUCCCACCAUAUUUCAGUUCAUCAUCAAAAUAUGACCACACCGGCUCUAUUGCCACUAUCGGGACGUAGGAUACCUACCCUCUCGCCAGGUGCCUCCUCAUUCCCCCAUCACAGAGCCACCUUACGGCUCUCAGAGAAGUUCAUCCUCCUCCUCAUCCUCAGUGCCUUCAUCACCUUGUGCUUCGGAGCAUUUUUCUUCCUUCCAGACAAUUCCAAACACAAGCGCUUUGACUUUGGUUUGGAGGACGUGUUGAUACCGCACAUCGAGUCAGAGAAGGAGGCAAGGCACAGCAGCAGACAGGUCAUUCAUGGCGUGGGAGGUCAUGACGAGCAUCGGCACAGGGAAGAAGAGGAGAGCCUUCGUGACAAGAUCCGGGCAGAUCAUGAGCGGGCACUGCAGGAAGCCAAGGAAAAGCUCCGCAAAUCCAAAGAGGAGCUGAAGGCAGAGAUCCAGACAGAGAAGACCAAGGUAGCCGAGGACCUGAAGAAGAAAGAUGGACCCAAACCACUGCCUCCAGUACCUAUGCCCAAACUGGUAGGGGUCAAUAAUGGUGACCCAGGGGACCCUGACACCAAGGAAAAGAGGGACAAAAUCAGAGAGAUGAUGAAACAUGCGUGGGACAGCUACAGGCAAUACGGCUGGGGCCACAACGAGCUCAAACCCAUCGCCAAGAAAGGACAUUCCACCAAUAUCUUCGGUAAUUCCCAGAUGGGGGCCACUAUAGUAGAUGCCCUGGAUACCCUUUACAUAAUGGGACUCCACGAUGAGUUUAAGGAUGGCCAGGAAUGGAUCGAGCAAAACUUGGAUUUCAGUGUGAAUGCAGAAGUAUCUGUCUUUGAGGUCAACAUCCGCUUCAUUGGAGGGCUUCUGGCUGCAUACUACCUCUCCGGACAGGAGGUUUUUAAGGUGAAGGCUGUCCAGCUGGCAGAAAAGCUGCUUCCUGCCUUCAACACCCCAACAGGCAUCCCUUGGGCCAUGGUCAAUUUGAAGAGUGGAGUGGGGCGUAACUGGGGCUGGGCUUCAGCUGGAAGCAGUAUUCUGGCUGAGUUCGGGACGCUGCACAUGGAGUUUGUGCACCUGACGUAUCUGACUGGAAACCCUGCCUACUAUCAGAAGGUGAUGCACAUACGGAAACUGCUGGCUAAGAUGGACAGACCCAACGGGCUUUACCCCAACUACCUGAACCCACGCACAGGACGCUGGGGCCAGCAUCACACCUCAGUAGGUGGGUUGGGUGAUAGUUUCUAUGAGUACCUGUUGAAGGCCUGGCUAAUGUCUGAUAAAACAGACUCAGAGGCACGCAAGACCUAUGAUGAUGCCAUCGAGGCUAUCGAGCGCCACCUCAUCCGGAAGUCCAACGGUGGCCUUACUUUCAUCGGGGAGUGGAAAAACGGCCACUUGGAGCGUAAGAUGGGUCACCUGACUUGCUUUGCUGGGGGCAUGUUUGCCUUGGGGGCUGAUGGGUCGCCAGAUGAUAAAGCUGGACACUAUCUGCAGCUCGGAGCAGAGAUUGCACACACCUGCCACGAAAGCUACGAUCGCACUGUGCUGAAGCUCGGUCCAGAGGCCUUUAAGUUCGACAGUGGGCUGGAGGCAGUGGCUGUGAGACAGAAUGAGAAAUACUAUAUCCUGAGGCCUGAGGUCAUCGAGACAAAAAUCGCUGUAGAGAUUCCAAUGGAGAUUGUGGCUGGAUCAGGCCAGCUGCUGUUGCGUUAUAACCGUGUGAGACUUUCUCCGUAUUUUCUGCAGGCUAUAGAUAAAUAUUGCCGAGUAAGCGGAGGAUUCUCUGGUGUUAAAGAUGUCUACUCCUCCAACCCCACCUACGAUGACGUCCAGCAAAGCUUCUUCCUGGCUGAAACGCUCAAGUAUCUCUAUCUACUUUUCUCCAGCGAUGAGCUGCUGCCUCUUGAGAACUGGGUGUUCAACACGGAGGCCCACCCUCUGCCCGUCCUGCACCUGGGCAACAUCACCCUGCCUGGCAGCGAGACCCAGCGGUAAAGCGGACUCACCGGGGGGGCGUCCUCCCCCUCGCUUGCCCCUUUUCUAUACGCCUCCCUCCUUGUGAAAGACAGCAGCUGCCAGUGCAAAGGAGAGGAGAGAACUGUACCCACCAACCACUGUCUCGUCCCGGUCUGUGAAUCAAGGGACUGCAGUGAACGGAUGGGACCAGAACAGAUCGAACUCUCUUUAUCUAUGUCUCUCUCAUAUAUUCUCUGAAGGACAGACUGCUGGAUUGAUCGUGUGUCUCUCUCUUGUGGCCGCUGGCCUGACAUGUCCGUACACACUGUACACGCAUUAGCGGACUAAAAGACCUUCUGAAAUGGAGGUGUGUUUCUCACUUGGGGAAGGAUUUUAACAAGUUCAUUCGUUCUUUUUUUUCCCCUCUCUCUCCAAUUUGGCGGCAUUUCAUAUCAUCGGCUCAGUGCUAAACCACUUCAAAAUGAUGGAUUAAUGGUUCUCUGACCAGACCGCCUUCAGAGUCUUUCUCUUUCUGAGCUGGGCUCCUGGAGAUGCCAGAUGUUGGAUGUGACCUCCUGUGAAAUCUUUCUCCAGCUGAGGCUGAAUUUAGGCCAGAGGCCCCCAGGAAUGUUCUUUUCUCCAUAAUUUCUCUAGAUCUACAGUAUCUACGAUGUCUUUGUUAAGGUUAGCGGGUAAAAACGGACACAUGCUGCUAAUCGAACAGUUGCUGCCUGUGACACAGUCACCACCGUCAUUCCAGAAACCUGCGUUGUUCCAUUCCCAUCUUUUUUUUUUUUUUUUUUCAUCCAUUGGGAAUGCCCAGAAUGUCAUUCAUACUGCAUUCUGAAACACGGAUGGGCUGAUGGUUGAUUUUGCAACACAAUGAAUCAACACUUGAAGUAACUGUAACUUGUGGGUAGGAGUCGCAGUGCUUUAGAUGCUAAUGCUCAUGGCCAUCACCAUUUGUUUUCAUUUGUCGAUUGUGCCGCUCUGUUAGACCAGACCAGAUUCUUUCAACAGCCAAGAUUUACCACUAAUCGUAGCCAACAAGGUAGAGAUUUAUAUAUAUGGGGUUUAGAGUUCAUAAAAUACACUGUGUGCCCUUUACAAGACACCCAAAGUAAAUAAACACAAAAAAACAGUGCAAGGAUUUUGAAUACAAUUGCAUAACAACUAAACCUGUGAUGUGUAUGAUGUUUUAGACUUGGGAAUACUCCUGAACUGAGGUCAAAGACUUUUUUUGUCAUUCCAGUUUCUGGAUGCUUUCAUUAGUCAGAUGCAUACCUCUGAAUAUUUCAUGUGAGUUUUAACAUGACUUAUUCAGUCCUGGGCUGUAAACACUCUGGAUGUCCCUGGACAUGUUUUCUGAAACACGGUGAUGGUAGACAGAGAAACAGAUUUCUGAUAUCAGAUGAUUAAACACAACCUGCAGCCAACAUUGAAGUAUUUUGUUUGAUUUUAUUUAUUCAUGUUUUGGUUUAAUUGACCUUUAAUGAAUAUUGAUUCAGUCUCUUUGGAAGAUGUGCUCAGCCUUAUGCUCUCAGACUCGUGUAAAAUGGCUCACCCUCAGAAAACUUCAUGUAGUUGACCAGAGAAGGAAAAGCUAAUUAUUUUCUCAUCUUGGGUAAUGAAGAAACUGUGAGAAUCAGUCUGUCAAAAAGACUCGAGGAUCAUUGAUGGGAUGCUGGGUGUCAUCAAUCAGCUCCCCUUAAUGGUCUUUCUCUUUAUAUCCUGUCCUUUCAGUUCCUCAGUUUCUAAACCUCUCAUCCCAGUCUGAGGGAGAUGUGUCCUCUCCUCCCCUCUAGAUGGCAGCAGCGGUGUCCGGCUGCUCCUGUACCUGUCAUUUCUCUUCUUUUCUUUUCUCCCUGUAAUAUGACUGACUAAUGGUGAGUGAAGCCCAGGUCAACACUCUUCCCUGUUGUUGCUGGGUGAGUUUUAACAAAGCUGUGUUCUGUAUUUGUAUUUUUACUGAACUGAACAAAAAAACACAAUAAUUGUAAAUAUGUUUAAAAUGC